AUGAGCAAAAUUUUGUUUUCAGACUUCUGUGCUACGCUAGAGAAAAUAAACCUGACAACCAAGCGCCUAGAAAUCCAGUCGAUUUUGACAAAUUAUCUGAAGGAGGUAUGUGAAACUCACCCUCCAUCGCUAGCACCAGCUCUAUAUUUGUCUACUGGAAUGGUUUAUCCGGAGUAUUUUAAUAAGGAGCUUGGUGUUGGAGAAAACGCCCUUGUAGGUGUGGUUGCAGAGUUCACAGGGAAGUCCAUCAAAAGUAUCAGAAAUGAGUACUCGAAAGAAGGGGAUUUAGGGACUAUAGCAAUGAAGUGCAGGGUGUCACAGCUGUUUAUACCGAAGACACAGCUGGAGGUAAUGGAUGUAUUUCUUGGAAUGAGGAGGAUAGUGAAUGAGGGGGGACCGAAGUCCUCUUCCUCCAAAAAGAGAAUCAUUCUUGGGAUGAUGGUCAAAUGCUCACCGUUAGAAUCCAAGUAUCUUAUAAGACUAGUUGAAGGAAGGCUUAAGAUAGGAUUGGCUCUUAAGACUGUAUUGAUAAGCCUUGGAAAUGUAUUUUCUAGUGAUAAGGUCGACGAAAUCAAGGCAGCCUUUAAUCGCCAGCCGGACAUAGGAAGGCUGGCAGAAUGCAUACUUGAACAUGGCGUGGAAAAGCUUUCAACAAAGUUUCAGGUUACUCCUGGAAUUCCUUUGAAGCCCAUGCUAGCAAAUCCUUCAAAAGACUUGACAUCAGCAUUCAAGAGGGUUGAGGACAAAAGAUUUGCCUGUGAGUAUAAAUACGAUGGGGAAAGAGUCCAGAUUCAUAGGUUUGGUAACAAUAUAGAAACAUUCAGUAGAAACUCCGAGAAAACAACGGAAAAGUAUCCUGAUCUAAUGGAUCUUUACAACAUAGCGGACAAAGACUUUAUUAUUGAUGGAGAGAUUGUUGCGUAUGACAGAAAAGAAUGCAAAAUCCUUCCUUUUCAGGUAUUGACAACAAGAAAGAGAAAGAGAGUGGAGAGCAGCAAGAUAGACGUCCAUGUAUGUGUGUUUGGAUUUGACCUGAUAUAUUUUGAUGGCAAGACCUAUAUUGAUGAGUUAUUGGAGGAAAGGAGAAGAGUACUACAUAACUCAUUCAAAGAAAUGAAAGGGAGGUUUCAGUUUGCCGAGUUUAAGGACUGUGAGACACCAGAAGAUGCUGAAGCAUUCUUCAAUACAUCUGUUGAAAAAGGAUUUGAAGGAAUGAUGGUGAAAACGUUGGGAUCUGAUGCAACUUAUCUGCCAUCACAGAGAAGUAACAAAUGGAUAAAAAUAAAGAAGGACUACCUGGAGGGUAUGUCUGAUUCUUUGGACUUAGUUGUAAUGGGGGCGUAUUAUGGAAAGGGGAAGAGAGCCGGGUUUUACGGAGGAUUUUUACUUGGAGUGUACAAUGAUGAAGAAGAAAAGUUUGAGGCUUUGUGUAAGAUUGGGACUGGAUUUGAUGAUAACAUUCUAUCGAAGCUUUAUGAGCAACUAAGCAGCAAUCUGUGUGGGGCACCUAAGAACUAUUCAUACAAAGAGUCGAUCAAGCCGGACGUCUGGGUUGAAGCCAAGUAUGUAUGGGAGGUUAGAGCGGCUGGGAUGUCGCUGUCGCCAAUAUAUAAUGCCGGGGGGAGCAGAAAUGGAAAAGGAAUAUCAUUAAGGUUUCCCAGGUUUAUAAGAGAAAGAGAUGAUAAAGAUGUAAAGGAAGUAACUACUUCCUCCCAGAUUUAUCAGAUGUACCUAGACUCAAAGAUUGAGAAUUCUGAGGAAUUCUAUUGA
Molecule: messenger RNA, 1770 nt
Organism: Encephalitozoon romaleae SJ-2008
Lineage: Eukaryota; Fungi; Microsporidia; Unikaryonidae
Product: DNA ligase
Exons: 1
Coding region: 1-1770 (589 amino acids)
Biological process (GO): lagging strand elongation; DNA biosynthetic process; DNA recombination
Molecular function (GO): ATP binding; DNA binding; DNA ligase (ATP) activity
Source: RefSeq, a predicted model, not a curated record